AUGCGGCCUAAAAUAACUCGGGUCGCAUUGGCGGCAACUUUUACUCUGUUUCUCGCAUCCCUUGCGACCGCGCUUCCACAUGGUGACGAUGAAUCAAUGGACAUGGAAAUGGAUAUGAAUGCGGGCACCGCUACCCCGCAACCUACAACCACUGUGAUGCAGAAUCACACCAAUGGACCGAUGAGCUAUUUUGCGUAUAGCAAGCACUCUAGCACCAUCAUAGCUCACAUUAUCCUCAUGGUUCUAGGAUGGUGCUUUGUUCUUCCGGUCGCCGUUAUGCUGAGCAUUGCACGCUCAUGGCUUGCGCUUCCGUCUCAGUUCCUCUUUCUGGCCUUCAACGUUCUCGGUGUCCUGCUUGGGGCUGUCUACAACAGCCAGACCCCAGACCUCUACGAGAACAAUGUACACCACAAAUUGGGUUGGGUCGCGACGUGCAUUGUCACCGCUCAGGUCAUCCUGGCUUUGCUCUUUGCCUACGCUGGCCGCGGCGAGUCGAAUUCUACUGCGCCCUCAUAUGAGCACGCUGCGUUCUUCGCUGUCCCGACUGACGACCAUGACCAUGAGCGGGUUUGUCUCACCGACGCCAUGCGCGAGCAUCGCUGGUCUCGCGAUAGUGGCCAGGGCACAGAGAGUAACUCGUCUAUCCAUAGCCCUGGAUCGUCUUGUGGGUCGCCGACUGAAUACGAUGGAUUCGAAAAGCCCGACGAACUGCCCGCAAGGACUCCCCCUCAACGCGGCUGGAUUCAUCGCACGGGCGUAGGUCGCUUCCUGUCCAAGACCGUCCCUGGUCUAAUUCCCGGCCGGGUUCUCCACGUUCUGAAUGUGGUGUAUAACAUCGUUGACCGUGUCAUUCUGCCAUUCGGAUUUGUGGCCAUUGCAACUGGGGCUGUGACGUACGGGGGUAUCAUGCGGAGUCGUGAGAUCUUCAAUGGGCUUGCACACUUCAUCAAGGGUGGCAUCUUUUUCUGGUACGGUAUCCUGACACUUGGACGCUAUGUUGGCUGCUGGGCAGAUUUGGGUUGGGCCUGGAAUAAGAAGCCCUCUGCGUCGAUUGUUGGUUGGAAAGCCAAAGUUCCCUCGGGUGAAGCUACAGAGUCCUUCGUCAUCUUCCUAUAUGGCGCCUCAAAUGUUUUUCUCGAGCACCUCUCCGGUACGGGCAAGGCAUGGUCUGCUACAGAUCUCGAACACGUCUCGAUUUCCGUGCUGUUCUUCGGCGGCGGUCUGGCCGGUAUACUGUUCGAAUCUACUUGUAUCCGGGACUGGGUCAACACCACCAUCCUCCAACCCCCUGCUCAUGCUACCUCGGAUGAAGCCUGGACGCCCCCGAGGUCGCAGGGUGUUUCAUUGAACCCCAUGCCAGCCCUAGUCAUCAUGUUGCUUGGCAUGAUGAUGGGGUCGCACCACCAAGAUAGUAUGACAUCUUCUAUGGUCCACAAGCAGUGGGGUAACAUGUUGGUUGGAUUUGCGCUGGCGCGCGGGAUGACCUAUGUUAUGUUGUACCUCAAGCCACCGACUUCGUACCUCCCGGCUCGUCCUCCGACCGAGAUCAUUGCUGCAUUCUGCUUGAUUUCAGGAGGGCUGAUUUUCAUGAUGAGUACCCGCAAUGUGGUUCAAGCGAUGGAGUACUACAAACUGGACGCAAUGUUCACCUUCACUGUCGGACUGGGCUUCAGUGCUUUUAUCAUGGCUUAUGAAAUCUUAAUGAUUGCCAUCAAGGCCUGGGCUGUGAAGCGCGCCCAGCGCUCACGGCCAGACUUCCGCUUCAAGUGA
Molecule: messenger RNA, 1770 nt
Organism: Penicillium digitatum Pd1
Lineage: Eukaryota; Fungi; Ascomycota; Eurotiomycetes; Eurotiales; Aspergillaceae
Product: Ytp1 family protein
Source: RefSeq, a predicted model, not a curated record